Messenger RNA from Cercocebus atys (sooty mangabey), 983 nucleotides. RefSeq names its product spermatogenesis-associated protein 31D1-like. Bases 207 to 983 code for a protein of 258 amino acids. The transcript has a single exon. The record is from RefSeq and is a predicted model, not a curated record. Lineage: Eukaryota; Metazoa; Chordata; Mammalia; Primates; Cercopithecidae.
AAUUUCCCACAAACACUACAAAGACAGUGAUCCUGCCAAGACCCAAAGGAAGAGAGCUUGGUGGACAGGAUGCUGGACUGGGGACAUCCCAACCGAGGAGAAAGGGCCAUCCUGUUCAAAGCAAGACAUCAGAGCAGGUGCUUGGGAGCAAAUCUUCCCCAACCUUGAAAACACAGCCUCCUCCUGAAAACCUUUUCAGAAAAUGGAUGAAGACCUUUUUGCAGCAGUUUAAUAAUGCCAACAUAACAGAUGAAGAACAAGAAAGUUCCUGGGAAAAGGGUACCUCCCUGUCAUCAUCUGUGCAGAAUAGAGGUCAAAUUAAAAGUAGAGCUGCCUUUACUGGGACUACUGAAGCUCAGAAAAUUAGGAAAGACACUGGGAAGUUCCUAGAGGAGAAGCUGGGGCAUAGGCAUGGGAUAGAUAUCACCUGUCCCCAAGAGCCCCUUGUCUUUCCAGUGGAGCUUGGGAAAGCUCAGCACAACCUAGAAGUGCAGGUCAGAGCAGCGCCUGUACAGGGCUAUCCCUGUAACUACAUGGCUCCCUCCUGCAAACUGACAUGUACAAAAUCGUCCAGCCAACAAGCUAUCUUUGUUGGCCAGAAUUAUCCUACAAUGAUUAGACAGAUCAUAGACAAGGACAGACAGCCCCAGAAAGUUGAGGCAUUUAAGGGGAAGAUAUUGUGUCAAAGGCAUCCCCAAUCCAUGCCCCACAGGAAGCCUAUGCCACAUCCAAACCCCACUUGCCAGUAUCAUGUCAACCUGGUGUGUCCAGUCAUUCCGACCAGUGCUAAAAGCACUGUGUUCAGUGAUGUGCCUUUACUAACUGGACAGAAAAUGCUUCCAAAGCAUUUCCAGGGAGGAAAAUUUCCCCCCACAAUAAUUCACUUCUUGUUGAGAAUCUUGAUUCUCCCCAAUAAAUAUUCUAAUAAGAAUAAUAUUUUCUCUGUGUAUUGUGUUGGGGGGUAUAGGUUUUGGGUAACAUAA